AUGGUUGUUUCGCUGCUGCGUUGGUACAAUGCCAGGUUGGCUGCCCGUCCCCUCCUCACACAGAGCGUCACCACUGCGGUACUCUUCGCGGCUGGAGACAUUACCGCGCAGCAGCUGGUCGAAAGCAAGGGUCUCAAGCGCCACGACUUGACCCGGACCGGCCGCAUGGCCUUGUACGGAGGAUGCUUCUUCGGCCCGGUCGCCACGACAUGGUUCCGAUUCCUGGCCCGCAACGUCACGUUCAGACACCCACGGGUAGAGACGCUCGCCCGUGUUGCCUGCGACCAGGCCUUGUUUGCCCCCGUCAUGAUUGGUGCCUUCCUCGGCAGCAUGGCCACCAUGGAGGGAGCGAGCGCAAAGGAGCGUCUGGAGACGACGUGGUGGUCCGCCCUCAAGACAAACUGGCUGGUGUGGCCCUUUGUUCAGACCAUCAACUUUACCUUUCUGCCGCUUCAGCACCGCGUCUUGUUUGCCAACGUUGUCUCCAUCGGAUGGAACAGCUACCUCAGCUGGGUCAACAGCCAGUCCAAAGGCCACAGCCAGUAG
Messenger RNA from Ustilaginoidea virens, 546 nucleotides. RefSeq lists its product as uncharacterized. The record is from RefSeq and is a predicted model, not a curated record. The transcript has 3 exons. Lineage: Eukaryota; Fungi; Ascomycota; Sordariomycetes; Hypocreales; Clavicipitaceae. The coding region runs from base 1 to 546 and encodes 181 amino acids. Gene Ontology annotation, cellular component: mitochondrion; cytoplasm; membrane.